Messenger RNA from Ailuropoda melanoleuca (giant panda), 4751 nucleotides. RefSeq names its product basonuclin zinc finger protein 1 (gene BNC1). The coding region runs from base 1 to 3117 and encodes 1038 amino acids. Gene Ontology annotation, biological process: regulation of transcription by RNA polymerase I. The transcript is spliced from 4 exons. The record is from RefSeq and is a predicted model, not a curated record. Gene Ontology annotation, cellular component: nucleus. Lineage: Eukaryota; Metazoa; Chordata; Mammalia; Carnivora; Ursidae.
AUGUUCCUUAGCCCCUUCUCACCCACAGAGCAGCUGUGGGAUGUGUUUGCCGUCCGCAGGCCCCGGGGCCAGCUGCUCUUGGGUCGGGGGCACAGGAUCCCCACGUGCAUCUGGCACAGGGUGGCCAUACAUUGCUCCGUGAAGUUUACCAAAAGGAGGCCCAGGUCCGGCUUCUGUGCACCACUCACGUGCCUGCGUUCUCUCUUGCAGGCUAUCGGCUGUACUCUGAACUGUGGCUGUCAGAGUUUCAAACCCGGGAAGAUCAACCAUCGCCAGUGUGAGCAGUGCAGACACGGAUGGGUGGCACAUGCUCUGAGCAAGCUGAGGGUUCCCCCCGUGUAUCCCACAAGCCAGGUGGAGAUUGUCCAGUCCAAUGUGGUGUUCGAUAUUAGCAGCCUCAUGCUCUAUGGGACCCAGGCCAUCCCUGUUCGCCUGAAAAUCCUAUUGGACCGGCUCUUCAGUGUGUUGAAGCAAGAGGAGGUGCUCCAGAUCUUGCACGCCUUGGACUGGACCCUUCAGGAUUAUAUCCGGGGAUAUGUGCUGCAGGAUGCAUCCGGAAAGGUGCUGGAUCACUGGAGUAUCAUGACCGGGGAGGAGGAGUUGGCCACCCUGCAGCAGUUCCUUCGCUUUGGGGAGACCAAGUCCAUCGUGGAGCUCAUGGCAAUCCAAGAGAAAGAGGAGCAGGCCAUCAUCAUCCCGCCGGCCACGGCCAACGUGGACAUCAGGGCGUUCAUUGAGAGCUGCGGCCACAGGAGCGCCAGCCUCCCCGCCCCUGCGGACAAGGGGACCCCCAGCAGCCUGCACCCCUUCGAGAACCUCAUAAACAACAUGACCUUCAUGCUGCCCUUCCAGUUCUUCAACCCCGUGCCCCCCACGCUGAUAGGGUCGCUGCCCGAACAGUACGUGCUGGAGCCGGCUCAGGACCAGGGUCAGGAGCCCAAACAGGAAAUCCACGGACCCUUCCCCGGCGGGGGCGGGGGCGGCGGCGGCGGCUUCCUAACCUCCCGUUCCGCGUCAUUUCAGGUCGAAAAAGAGCCGUGUCUAAACUGCCCGGACGCAGUUCCCAAAAAGGAAGACAGCGCCCAUUUAAGUGACUCCGGCUCCUACAACAUUGUCACUAAGCUUGAAAGGACACAGUUGUCCCCCGAGGCCAAGGUGAAGCCCGAGAGGCACAGCCUGGGUGCGAAGAAGGGCCGCGUGUUCUGCACGGCGUGUGAGAAGACCUUCUACGACAAAGGCACGCUGAAGAUCCACUACAACGCCGUCCACCUGAAGAUCAAGCACAAGUGCACCAUCGAAGGCUGCAACAUGGUCUUCAGCUCGCUGAGGAGCCGGAACCGUCACAGCGCCAACCCCAACCCGCGGCUGCACAUGCCCAUGAACAGAAACAACAGGGACAGGGACCUCCGGAACAGCCUGCAGCUGGCCGCCUCGGAGAGCUACGAGCGCGCGGGCUUCCUGGCUGCGUCCCCAGACUGCGGGCCUCUGGCCGGCUACGCGGCGUCGGGGGAGGACCCCGGGGGCCAGGCGGCCUUCCCGAGCAUCGGGCAAAACGGCGUGCUUUUCCCCAACCUAAAGACGGUCCAGCCGGUCCUGCCUUUCUACCGCAGCCCGGCCACCCCGGCCGAGCUGGCCAACACCCCCGGCGUGCUGCCUUCUCUCCCUCUCUUGUCAUCUUCCAUCCCGGAGCAGCUGGUUUCAAACGAGGCCCUGUUUGAUGCCCUUCCCAAAAAGAAAUCCCGCAAGUCCAGUAUGCCCAUCAAAAUAGAGAAGGAGGCCGUGGGACUAGCUCACGACAAGCGGCUCGCGCUCAGCUCGGAUGAAGACAUGCCCCCACGGGUGGCCAGCGAGGAUGAGCCAGAGGCCUGCAGUCCUCGGUUGUCGGGCAGAGCGCCUGAGGAGUGGCACGCACAGUCCAGAGGCCCAGAGGGUCCCCUCCCGGAAGGAGAGAGGGUCUGCCGUCUAGAACCAGGGAUCGAGUUGAGCAGAGCCAUCAGCAGGACCCCCGAGCGGGCCACACAGCACUCGGAGAGGGAGGCUGAGCCGAAGCCAGCCCUCACCAUGGCGCCGAGGGAGCUGGAGGAUGGCGGCCGUGAGCUUCACCUCACGCCUGGGACAGAGCCCUGUGUCCCCUUUCCUGACUACAUCAAACUGCAGCAGCGGCUGCUGGCCGGCGGGCUCUUCAGCGCUCUGUCCAGCAGAGGAAUGGGUUUUCCCUGCUUCGAAGAUGCCAAGGAGCUGGAACCCGUGGGUCAGCAUGCGUUAGGAAGGCAGAAGGAAGAGACGCGCUUCCAGUGUGACAUCUGCAAGAAGACCUUCAAAAACGCUUGCGGUGUGAAAAUGCACCACAAGAACAUGCACACCAAAGAAACGCACGUGUGCACGGUGGAGGGCUGCAAAGCCACAUUCCCCUCGCGCAGGAGCAGAGACAGACACAGUUCAAACUUAAACCUCCACCAAAAAGUGGUGGCCCAGGAAGCACUGGAGAGCCCUGAAGACCAUUUCCGUGCGGCUUACCUUCUGAAAGACGUGGCAAAGGAGACCUACCAGGACGUGGCUUUCACGCAGCAAGCCUCCCAGACGUCUGUCAUCUUCAAGGGAGCGAGUCGGAUGGGCAGCCUGGUUUACCCGAUAACCCAAGUCCACAGUGCUGGCCUGGAGAGCUACAGCUCCGGUCCGCCAAGCGAGGGCACCAUCUUGGAUUUGAGUACUACCUCGAGCAUGAAGUCGGAGAGCAGCAGCCAUUCCUCUUGGGACUCAGACGGGGCCAGCGAGGAGGGCACCGUGCUCAUGGACGACAGUGAUGGGAACUGCGACGGGUCGAGCCUUGUCCCUGGGGAAGACGAGUACCCACUCUGCGUCCUGAUGGAGAAGGCCGACCAGAGCCUCGCCAGCCUGCCUUCUGGGUUGCCCAUCACAUGUCACCUGUGCCGAAAGACAUAUAGUAACAAAGGGACCUUCAGGGCUCACUACAAAACCGUGCACCUUCGCCAGCUCCACAAAUGCAAGGUUCCGGGCUGCGACACCAUGUUCUCGUCCGUCCGCAGCCGCAACAGACACAGCCAGAAUCCCAACCUGCAUAAAAGCCUGGCCUCCCCCCCAGGUCAUCUACAGUAACAAGAUGGUGGGGCGCGUCUGGGAGAAGUGUUUACCCUGAUUCAGGAGUAAGGUAGUCCAAAGAAAGUUGUCCAAUUUCGUUUAAUACCAUUCGAGGGAAGCUAGGCAAAAGGUCUUUGAGUUGACUUUCUCUUCUUGUGCGGUGGGAUGAGCAAAAGACAAGCCUUGUAGGAAGUCAGCUUUAGGGGGCAGCCCUUCCUAUUAUUUUUCUUAGCCCAGGGGUUUUUCCAACCCCUGUUAACAAACACUGGCAGAAACACAGUUUUUCCCACAUUUGUUUACACAUUCCCCGGGAGAGCUCCAGGUCUGCACGCUGACCAGGGGGCCCAGGACCUUGGGGCAGCUUGAAGGGAAGGGUCAGCUGAGUGUCCCGGGGAAGCAGACAGCCCCCACGGGCGAGCAGCCAGUCCCCAAGAUCACAUUUUUUCAGUUCCUGCUUUUAAUGAGUCUGAAAGCCAGAGUUGGGCUUGGGAAGAUGACUUUUUGAGACUAUGCCUCCAUUUGGAGUGGAGAGUUGCUUUUGUGUUUUCCCCUUCAGAGGUCUCGUGGACCUCCAAGGAGUCCCCAGAGGAAGCAGGUGGGUUUCCCACACAUAGAAACAGGGAUGUUGCAAGGAUGUCCGUGUUCGCGGUGUAACAUGCGUUCAGGAAGCUGGGGGGAGGAGGGGAGAGAUUUCAUGCACUUAAACGUAGUGGUCUUCAAUUUAAUUUAAAAUAAUUUCGGUAAUAUUUAAUUUGUGUUUGUUACAUGAGUCAUUGGCGUGAGUGCAGACGUGUCACAGUGUGACCUCUGGGUCUCUGCUCGAGGGCAGAGCGAGGGCCGGCCUGAACUUGAGAGCGGCUGCCCGUUUCCAUUCGGUGAACCUCGGAGUCUGGCUAUUUCAGUCCCCUGUGGAAGGAGUGCAGGAGUCUCUGUAAAUACUCGGCCAGAGCGCUUAGAGAAUGCGGUUCUGACCGUCGUCGUGCAUUUUCCCAGCGUGUGUAUCAGCCCUCAGCCUUUCAUAAAUGUGUAAGCUUAGGAGGAACUUCCCAAUGUAUACAGUAGAAGAGAAGUAGGAGGGGACUGCCGUGCUGUGUAUCUUCAUAUUUAACUUAUUCUGAAAUAUAUUCCACACCAUUGCACAUACUUGCUGUUGUAAAAACGGAAGUUUCAUCGGUCCUGUGAAAAGAGACCAUCUCUUGAAAUGCAGCAUUUACGGGACUCGGAAAGCCUGUGGCAGGGAGAGAGAGAUCGACUUCACGUUAAGACUUCAGGUGAACCGUCUUUUAAACUUACAGUGGAUUUAAGUAACGAAAAAUAUCCUCAAAGAGAAUUGGGGGCCCAAGGGUGAAAAAAGCCGACAAAACCUGUUACGGAUUGUUUCAACGUUUUUUAAAAAUAAAUGUGACGACACUUGGUCUCUGCUUAAAGUAAGAUGUAUCUUUCCACCGUUUUGUUACCCAGCUGUUUAUUAUUAUGGUUUCCCCAAAGUGGAACAAUUUGUAUACAAAUGAGUUUUCUAUGAUUUAAUAAAAAUGUACACCACACGUUUUUGUUUAAAAAGGCAAACAUUUGUAAGACCGGUUUUGUCAGACGGACGGCAGGUUGCACGUACACUGUGGUCAUCCGCACACGAACGCACGCGCUGACGCACA